This is a messenger RNA of Cephus cinctus (wheat stem sawfly), 3684 nucleotides long. RefSeq names its product transcription factor Sox-19b. Gene Ontology annotation, biological process: regulation of DNA-templated transcription; cell differentiation; anatomical structure morphogenesis. The record is from RefSeq and is a predicted model, not a curated record. The transcript is spliced from 6 exons. Gene Ontology annotation, molecular function: RNA polymerase II cis-regulatory region sequence-specific DNA binding; DNA-binding transcription factor activity, RNA polymerase II-specific. NCBI's taxonomy places the organism in Eukaryota, Metazoa, Arthropoda, Insecta, Hymenoptera, Cephidae. The coding region runs from base 782 to 2122 and encodes 446 amino acids.
UACGAGGUGCUCCGUCACUUUAGGUGCAUUUCCAAAUCCAUCGUCCCGAGAGAACUACAUUGCAUCCCGUUUAUUUUACGCGAACCUGCCAAACUUCACGCCAUUGAGAACCGACUAGACGCAAAGCCCGUCUCUCUCUGUGCUAUUGUCGCUGGUACGCGAUGCGUCGCGCGAUCGCGUCGUUGCGGGUCCGGUGUUAGGCUCGGAUCGUAUUUACUCCGAGCUUCGAAAGUCGGUUGAACUUUUUUAAAAGAAAAUCCUAAUUCGCCGCGCUGUGUGUUCAGUGGUGACAGUGUACAAUAGAUAUAAAUAAAAGAAAAAGAUAAAAGAAAAAGAGAAACGCCAAUACUUAAAUAAUAAUAAAAACAGGUCUACCUAGUGGGUGUCUCAAAGUGCAGUGAUCCACGUAUAAUCAUCGAUAUCCGCAAAAAAUUCCUACUAGCUUUGCACUGCGAAUUAACUACUAGCGAUCGAUCGAUCUUUCGAUCGAUCAGAUCCGAUCUAUUAUUUAUUCGUGUUCAUCGAGGCGAGACGCGAGUCUCAAUCACGGCAGCAAAAUUGAGCUGGACUUGCAUCAACGGGCCGCCGGCCACUUUAUGAGCCACGUCUAUUGACCUGUAAUAGCGAGACAAGGAUAUAAAUAUUCACAAUCUAAACAAGAACAAUCGUUAUCAGUCGACUUUAAGAUUGGCACUGGACGAGUCGAAAAUUUUGAUAAUUUAAUUGUGAAAUAUAAUCGUCAUAUCGUCAUAACCAAGAGUGAAUAAAAGUGCUGACGAAUAUGACGGGUAAUUUGAACGACGGUGAAUACACGAUCUGGCAAUUGCAAAUGAACAUUUACAGAGCCGGCGGCAACAUGUGCGACGGCGCGUUUACGGAAACGCUCAGGGGGAUGCAGGGCAUCGGCGCUGGUCCAGGUGGAUCACCACCAGGUGGUGGUGGUGGCGUCGGUCCUAUGGGCGUCGGACUUGGGAGUCCCUUGGGCGCUGCCGCCGCUGCCAAGAAGAUGCAGGUCGAUCACAUAAAACGUCCCAUGAAUGCCUUUAUGGUCUGGUCGCGUCUUCAACGGCGUAAAAUCGCCCACGAGAAUCCAAAAAUGCAUAACAGCGAGAUCUCCAAGAGGCUGGGUGCCGAAUGGAAGUUACUCACCGAGGACGAGAAAAGACCCUUCAUCGACGAAGCCAAGAGGUUAAGGGCGAUGCACAUGAAGGAACAUCCCGACUACAAGUACAGACCAAGGAGAAAGCCGAAGACCUUGAGGAAGGAGGGUUAUCCGUACAGCAUCCCGUAUCCCAGUGUACCAAUGGACGCGUUACGUGCGGGAAUGGCCGGCGGCAUGGGACAGGCCGGUAUGGGCUCCUACUACGGCCCGGCCGCGGCUUACGGCUCCCUCUCGGCUGCCAGUAUGGCUGCGGCCGCGGCCGCUGCCGCACAGCAGUCUGCGGCCGCGAUGUCAGCGGGUCUCAGCGCACCUGCACAGGUAGUCAGCUCGAUGGACGCCAUGAAGUAUUCCAUGGAGGCUGACAAGUAUCGCGCUACUUACAUGCCACCGAGUACCCUCGCGAUGAGUAUGUACUCGGACCCGAAGUACCUGGACUCGAGUCCCAAGCCGUACCUUGACAGGAGUUACCUGGACUCGGCGAAGGCCUACUUCGAGCAGUCAAAGAUGUACAUGGACCAGAAGCCAGUGAUAAGCGGCGAUUACGCCAGGGCGGCCUACGAGCAGAACAAGCUGUACGAGGAGUCGAGUCCUGGGAACGGGUCGGCUGGUGGCGGCAGCGGGUCUCUGUUAGGGGUCGCACCCUCGGCCAGGUCACCGUCAUCGGAUUCACCUGACGGUAGCAAGCAUCAUCAUCAGCAUCAGCAGCAGCAUCAACACGGCGAGCGCAGCGAGCACGGAUCAUCCAGUGCAAGUUCGACCUCGACCUCAUCGGCGGCGGCGAGUCCGGGUCUACCCGCUUACUACCCGGCGGCAGCGGCCGCGGCCGCGGCCGCAGCGGCGGCCGGACAGGCUGCCGCGGCAGGAGGUCUACUCGGGCCGCAAAUGGCUCAGUAUCCGGGGUACCAGACGGCGCCCACACCGGGAAACGAAUUCCGUCGACCUUUGACCGUUAUCUUCUGACCCGACAGAACCUAGCUCUGACCGAUUCUCAACGAUCGUCGAUCAGCCUGAAGCUGUCCCAACCUCUUGAUCCUGAUCCUCGUGCCGAUCGUCUUCUCUUACGUUAGCGAUACCUCGACCGGGGACUGGUCGCUGAACUCAUCUGAGCUCGUAAUUGGGUCGGUCGAGGGUGGACGAGAGGACGUGGGUGGGAAAAGGGGGAAUCCCAGAUCACGACAGACUGGUCGUCCUCGUCAGGAUAAAUCCGAAGCGGAGGCCUCCAAGGAUCGACGUGAACGUUACUGUCACUUUUAUUUUUUAUGGCGAUUUUACGAGUGGCGCCCCCUACGCGGUGGAAAAGUGAACAGAACGCGUGUACAUAAUAUUCUUCCCUGUGUAAAUAGCGUGAGCGGGGGCCUUAAGGCGCCCGCGCAAAUCCUAUGACGAGGUUGACGGAGACUUUUAUCGUGGUGUACAAAGGACGUCGGUCGUUUUACGAAUCUCGUCAUCAUUAUUUUUUUAUAUUUAACGUUAUUCUUUUAUCUCUUUUUUUUUUAUCUAAUCGUCAGCGUCGUCGUCCUCGAAAUUUUUUUUUUUUUGACCAAACGACCAAGUCACGUGGAUACGUCGCGUUAAUGGGGAUGGGACACGUUCGCCACGAUUCGACUGUAAAUAUAACGGGGAACCUCGUCUGGGAGAAGAACGAAAGAGUUAUUAAGAAAAAAAAAAAAUUGUGUAAUAAGUCGAAAACAAAAUUUAGAGCACGCUGAAAAGGUUUCGUCCUAUUAAUUGAUUCUCGAACGCCCUUACGUUUCUCCAUUGCGUCCCUAAGGACUUGGGUGGUGUUUUUAGCUAAUUAAAGAGGAAGGUUCACGGGGGGACGAAAGACGGGAGGGAGGGGACGUUUAGAUGACGAAAAAAAUUUUUUCAAAAAAAUAAAUAAAUGGACGCGCCUUCUGAUCUGCGUAUGUGUCUACGUGGCGCGAACGGACUCUCGAUCUUCGUGGGCAGAUUGACCACGUUAAACAGUGCAAUAACUGACAAAGAAGGAAUGUGAGAAUAAAAAAAAAAAUUCUGAAAACGAGAAAAUAUCAGAAAAUUUGGGAGUGUAUGUUAAAAGAAAAAAAUUGUAAGUACGUCAGUCGAUGAGAAUGCGAGAGUCGGAAGAGCGCGAUAAAUUUCAUUGAGAAAAAAAAAAAAUGGAAAAAUAAAAAUACAAAAAUUACGUCCAGUCGUUUCGCAAGUGAAUCGUCAUUCGUUUUCGUCCUCGACGUCGUCAUGAAUAAUUUCACCGGCUGUCAUAACAGUAAUUACGUAAAAAGAAAAUCACAACCGUCAUGCACGUCAUCCGUCACGUGGGUCGUCAUCGUGACAGAGAAAAUAAUUUGAAAGGAUGACGGAGGGGACGGGAACGACAGAUCACGUGACCUUCUUCUUCUUCUUCUUCUGUAAUUAUAUCGUCAUAACGAGCAUUACGCAUUACCGGUUAUUCGAGUAUUACAAUAACGAGCGAAACAGUUAAUCUAUAAAUAUUGUACCGUAAGUGGAGAUGAUAAUAAAGAUGAAGAUCAUUAUCCUUCGAA